Anopheles nili is the source of this 667-nucleotide messenger RNA. RefSeq lists its product as uncharacterized. The transcript is spliced from 2 exons. NCBI's taxonomy places the organism in Eukaryota, Metazoa, Arthropoda, Insecta, Diptera, Culicidae. The record is from RefSeq and is a predicted model, not a curated record. The coding region runs from base 95 to 574 and encodes 159 amino acids.
CGGUUUUCUUAGCGGUCUAGUUCGACACAGCGUCCUCGCUCUUCUUGUUUGCUAAGUUCUCGGUGGAAAUAGUUCUAAUAACACUUUUACAAAAAUGACGGAUGUUUCGGCAAACACUGAAAAGACCCCAGUCACCACCAAUGAAAAAGAGGUCGAGUCGGACGAGGCAACGCCACUAGUAGCGCCGGCCGAUGCUACAGAGGAAACCAACACCACCGACAAAACCGCCGCCGACUCCGCGGAACUAACUGACGGUGCCGAAGCUACCGGUACGGAAGCCGCGGAAAAGAACGGCGACGACGAGGUGGCCAAGAAAGACAAAGACAACGGUGUUGCCACGGAGGAGGACGCUGCCGCCGAGGCCGAACCGAAAGAGUCCUCGAACGAAGUUGAAGAGGAGGGUAAGGAGCUGGACGGUGCAGACAAAACCGCCGAGGCCACCAAGAGGAAAGCCACCGAAGCGAAGGACGGUGCGGCCGUAGAGGUCGACGGUGCUGAGCACACGACGCCCGAGAAGAAGGCCAAACUAGACGACAGCAGCGACGCCAAAGCUGCCGAGGAAGUUUCCACUUAGAACCCUAUAUAAACUAACUUUAUAUUAAUCAUCGUAAAAUGUCUCGAUACAAACCUUCAUACAUUCAAUAAACUAUUCUUUUCUGGAGUAACA